Molecule: messenger RNA, 6624 nt
Organism: Suhomyces tanzawaensis NRRL Y-17324
Lineage: Eukaryota; Fungi; Ascomycota; Pichiomycetes; Serinales; Debaryomycetaceae
Gene: URA2
Product: bifunctional carbamoylphosphate synthetase/aspartate transcarbamylase
Exons: 1
Coding region: 1-6624 (2207 amino acids)
Biological process (GO): L-citrulline biosynthetic process; UTP biosynthetic process; L-glutamine metabolic process
Cellular component (GO): cytosol; cytoplasm
Molecular function (GO): aspartate carbamoyltransferase activity; metal ion binding; amino acid binding
Source: RefSeq, a predicted model, not a curated record
AUGGCCCAAUUAUCCGCUCCAAUCACUCCUCCUAUGGAGUCCACCGGCGACCUCAUGAUGACCCUCGAGACCCAGGACGGCAUCGCCUUGCAGGGCUACUCGUUUGGUGCACCUGUUGCUGCUGCCGGUGAGGUGGUGUUCCAGACCGGUAUGGUAGGCUACCCCGAGUCUAUCACCGAUCCUUCGUACGAGGGCCAGAUCUUGGUCAUCACCUACCCUUUGGUCGGUAACUACGGUGUCCCCGACAGACAGUUGCUCGACGACGACUACUCGCCUGCGUUGCCCAAGUACUUCGAGUCCUCUAAAAUCCAUAUUGCUGGUUUGGUGGUCGCCCACUAUACUGAGGAAUACUCGCACUAUUUAGCCAAAUCGUCUUUGGGAAAAUGGUUGCAAGAACACAACAUUCCCGCCAUCUACGGAGUGGACACCCGUGCCUUGACCAAGCGGUUGAGAGACAACGGGUCCACUCUUGGUAGAUUGGCGUUGCAGAAGCUGCUGGUCGCUGCAGACACCAUUUUGGCGUCGCAGGGCGACUGGAAGCAGCACUUCGAGAUCCCCCAAUGGGAUGACCCCAACGUCAAGAACUUGGUGGCCAAGGUGUCUACCAGCAAGCCGGUGUUGUACACUCCCAAGGAAGGCGCCAAGUUGGGCAAGAACGGAAAACCCAUCAGAAUUGUCGCUGUCGACGUGGGUAUGAAGUACAACCAGAUCCGUUGUUUCGUCAGACGUGGUGUCGAGUUGUUAGUGGUCCCAUGGGACUACGACUACACCACCGAGGAGUACGACGGGUUGUUCAUCUCCAACGGUCCCGGUGACCCCUCGGUCAUGACCGAAACCGUGGCCAGAUUGGCCAAGGCUUUGGACGAGGCCAAGACCCCCAUCUUCGGUAUCUGUUUGGGCCACCAGUUGAUGGCCAGAGCCACUGGUGCCACCACCAUGAAGUUGAAGUUCGGUAACCGUGGCCACAACAUCCCUUGUACCUCCACCAUCUCGGGCAGAUGUUACAUCACCUCGCAAAACCACGGUUAUGCAGUGGACACCAACACCUUGGCCGCUGGCUGGAAGGAAUUGUUCGUCAACGCCAACGACGGCUCCAACGAAGGUAUCUACCACGAGACCAAGCCAUUCUUCUCGGUGCAAUUCCACCCAGAGUCUACCCCUGGUCCAAGAGACACCGAGUUCUUGUUUGAUGUGUUCAUCAACUCUGUGGUCGAGUUCAACCAAUCUGCGGUUUUCAAGCAGGUCGCUUUCCCCGGUGGCUUGAUCGAAGACAACAGAGCUGCCCACCCCAGAGUCGACGUCAAGAAGGUUUUGGUCUUGGGUUCCGGUGGUUUGUCCAUUGGUCAAGCCGGUGAGUUCGAUUACUCCGGUUCCCAGGCCAUCAAGGCGUUGAAGGAAGAAGGUAUCUACACCAUCUUGAUCAACCCCAACAUCGCCACUAUCCAAACCUCUAAGGGUUUGGCCGACAAGGUCUACUUCUUGCCUGUCACCCCAGAAUUUGUCAGAAAGGUCAUCAAGCACGAACGUCCAGACGGUAUCUACUGUACCUUCGGUGGUCAAACUGCCUUGUCCGUUGGUAUCAGUCUUAAGGACGAGUUCGAGAGCUUGGGUGUCAAGGUCUUGGGUACUCCAAUCGAGACCGUCAUCACCACUGAAGACAGAGAAUUGUUUGCCAACGCUAUGGAAGAAAUUGGUGAAAAGUGUGCUAUGUCCGAAGCUGUCAACACUGUUGACGAAGCCAUCAAUGCUGCCAACAACAUUGGUUACCCAUUGAUUAUCAGAGCUGCCUUUGCUUUGGGUGGUUUAGGUUCAGGUUUCGCUGACAACGAAGAAGAAUUGGUUGCCUUGUGUAACAAGGCGUUCGCCACUUCUCCACAAGUCUUGGUUGAAAGAUCCAUGAAGGGCUGGAAGGAAGUUGAAUACGAAGUCGUCAGAGAUUGUUUCGACAACUGUAUCACUGUUUGUAACAUGGAAAACUUCGAUCCCUUGGGUAUCCACACUGGUGACUCCAUUGUGGUCGCUCCAUCCCAAACCUUGUCCGAUGAAGACUACAACAUGUUGAGAACCACUGCCGUCAAUGUCAUCAGACACUUGGGUGUUGUUGGUGAGUGUAACAUUCAGUACGCCUUGAACCCAUUCUCCAAGGAAUACUGUAUUAUUGAAGUCAACGCCAGAUUGUCCAGAUCUUCCGCUUUGGCCUCCAAGGCUACCGGUUAUCCAUUGGCCUACACUGCUGCCAAGUUGGGUUUGAACAUUCCAUUGAACGAGAUCAAGAACUCGGUCACCAGAUCUACCUGUGCUUGUUUCGAACCAUCUUUGGAUUACGUUGUUGUCAAGAUCCCAAGAUGGGACUUGAAAAAGUUCACCAGAGUUUCCUCCUUAUUGUCUUCCUCUAUGAAGUCUGUUGGUGAAGUUAUGUCUAUUGGUAGAACUUUCGAAGAAGCCAUCCAAAAAGCCAUUAGAUCUACCGACUACCAAAACCUUGGUUUCAACAAGACCUCCGCCUUGAUGUCCAUUGACAUUGACAGCGAAUUGCAAACUCCAUCUGACCAAAGAUUGUUUGCCAUUGCCAACGCCUUGUCCGACGGGUACUCUGUCGAAAAGGUCUGGAAGUUGACCAACAUUGACAAAUGGUUUUUGAACAAGCUUGACGGUUUGAUCAAGUUUGGUAACAAGAUCGCCUCUUUUGGUACCAAGGAAAACAUUCCUGUCAACAUCCUCAAGCAAGCUAAGCAAUUGGGUUUUGAAGAUCGUCAAAUCGCUAAGUUUGUCAACUCCAACGAAGUCGCCAUCAGAAGAUUGCGUAAGGAAGCCGGUAUUAUUCCAUUUGUCAAGCAAAUCGAUACUGUUGCUGCUGAAUUCCCUGCCUUCACCAACUACCUUUACAUCACUUACAACGCUGACUCUUCCGAUGUCAAGUUUGACGAGCACGGUGUUAUUGUGUUAGGUUCUGGUGUCUACCGUAUUGGUUCUUCGGUCGAGUUCGAUUGGUGUGCUGUCAGAGCCAUUAGAACCUUGAGAGAAAACAAGUUCAAGACCAUUAUGAUCAACUACAACCCUGAAACCGUGUCUACCGAUUACGAUGAGGCCGACAGAUUGUACUUUGAAACCAUCAACUUGGAAAGAGUCUUGGAUAUCUACGACUUGGAACAAUCCUCCGGUGUGAUCAUCUCUAUGGGUGGUCAAACCUCCAACAACAUCGCUUUGAACUUGCACCGUCAAAACGUCAAGAUUUUGGGUACUUCUCCCGAAAUGAUUGACAGUGCUGAAAACAGAUACAAGUUCUCCAGAAUGUUGGACAGAAUUGGUGUCGAUCAACCUGCUUGGAAGGAGUUGACUUCGAUUGAAGAAGCUGAAGAAUUCGCAGCCAAGGUCACCUACCCAGUUUUGGUCCGUCCAUCGUACGUGUUGUCCGGUGCUGCCAUGAACACUGUCUACUCCAGAGAUGACUUGGCUUCUUACUUGACCCAGGCCGUCGAUGUCUCUCCAGACUACCCUGUGGUUAUCACCAAGUACAUUGAACAAGCCAAGGAAAUUGAAAUGGAUGCCGUUGCUAAGGAUGGUAAGAUGAUCAUGCACGUUGUUUCUGAGCACGUUGAAAACGCCGGUGUCCACUCUGGUGAUGCCACUUUGAUUGUUCCUCCCCAAGAUUUGGACCCAGAAACCGUCAACAGAAUUGUGGAAGCCACCGCCAAGAUCGGUAAGGCUUUGGACAUCACUGGUCCUUACAAUAUUCAGUUCAUUGCUAAGGACAACGACAUCAAGGUUAUCGAGUGUAAUGUCCGUGCCUCAAGAUCUUUCCCAUUCAUCUCCAAGGUAGUUGGUACUGACUUGAUUGAAAUGGCCACUAAAGCCAUUAUGGAUAUUCCUCUUACUCCUUACCCUGGUGAGAAGUUGCCUCAAGACUACUGUGCCGUCAAGGUUCCUCAGUUCUCUUUCUCCAGAUUGGCUGGUGCUGACCCAGUUUUGGGUGUUGAGAUGGCCUCUACUGGUGAGGUUGCUACCUUCGGUAGAAACAAGUAUGAAGCAUACUUGAAGUCGUUGAUCUCUACUGGUUUCAAGUUGCCAAAGAAGAACAUUUUGUUCUCCAUUGGUUCCUACAAGGAAAAGCAAGAGCUCUUGCCAUCCAUCUCCAAGUUGCACGAGUUGGGCUACAACCUCUUCGCUACUGCUGGUACUGCUGAUUUCAUCAAGGAACACGGUAUUCCUGUCCACUACUUAGAAGUUUUGAGCAAGGAAGAAGACCAAAAGUCUGAAUACUCUUUGACUCAGCAUUUGGCUAACAACUUGAUUGACUUGUACGUCAACUUGCCAUCUUCCAACAGAUUCCGUCGUCCUGCUUCUUACAUGUCCAAGGGUUACGAGUCUCGUCGUAUGGCGGUUGACUACUCUGUUCCUUUGGUCACCAACGUUAAGUGUGCUAAGUUAUUGGUUGAAGCUUUGGCCAGAAACAUCUCGUUGGAAGUCAGCAACAUUGAUGCUCAAACCUCCCACAAGACCACUACCCUCCCUGGAUUGAUCAACAUCACCUCGUUCAUUCCUUCCUUGGAUGACUUCGAAGCCUCCACCAAGGCUUCCUUGGCUGCUGGUUUCACCUUCAAUGCCUUCUUGCCUCAAACCUUGUCUGGAACCACCAUCAACGACUUCGACUCCUUGGUCCAAGCCAUUGACUCGGCUUCUGCUGGUGCUUACACCGACUACUCGUUCUCCAUUGCCGGUUCCGACUCCAACGCUGUUGGUGUUCUUGAAGCCAACGAGAAUGCUGGUGCCUUGUUCUUGCCUUUCAACGACUUGGCUAAUUCCAAGGUUUCUGCCAUCUCCUCUCACUUUGCUUCUUGGCCAGAAAAUAAGCCAAUCUUGACCGACGCCAAAACCACCGACUUGGCCUCCGUGUUGUUGUUGGCUUCCUUGCACAACAGAUCUAUCCACAUUACUGGUGUUUCUUCCAAGGAAGAUUUGGACUUGAUCAGAAUGGCCAAGGACAAGAAGUUGCAGGUCACCUGUGACGUUUCUGUCUACUCAUUGUUCUUGUCCAAGGAUGAGUUCAACUUGCCUUUCUUGCCAUCUAAGGAAGACCAAUUGGAAUUGUGGGCCAACUUGGAAGAUGUCGAUGCCUUCUCUGUUGGAGUCUUGCCAUACUUGAUUGCCAAGGCUUUGAACAAGAACAUUGUUCCUGGCUUGGGNUUCAUGGAGGCCUUACCAUUGUUGUUGACUGCCGUUAAGGAUGGUAAGCUUACCCUUGAAGACAUUACCGCUAAGUUCCACGACAACCCAGCUAAGAUCUUCGGUAUUCCAAAGCAAGAUGCCACUGUUGAAAUCGACUUAGACAGAGUCGUCCGUAGCAAGGACAGCCCUAUCUCCUCGAUCUUCAGUGCCUUGAAGUUGCAAGGAUCUAUUGAGAGAGUGUCUUUCCAUGGUGAAACUGCCUGUUUGGACGGUUCCAUCUUGGCCAAGUCUGCUUCUGGCAACAACGAAGUUGUCUCCAGAAACAAGUUUGUCUCGAACAUUCCACAAUCUCCAACUCUCAACAGAAAGAACAGAAUGUCCUUCUCUUCUGAUGUUCGUCGUCCUUCUUUCACCAAGGAACCUGCUCAAACUCAAGCUGAAUUUGAAAAGUUGGGUUCCAAAUUGGUUAGUCAACCUCCAGUCAACUUGAGUGAAGGUGACGCUUUGGAAAACUACAUUAGAAAGCACAACAGCUUCCUUAGAAACUCAGUCUUAUCUGUGAACGACUUCAGCAGAUCUGACUUGCAUGCUUUGUUCACCGUUGCCCAAGAAAUGAGAUUGUCCGUUGAAAGACAAGGUGUCUUGGACUUGUUGAAGGGUAGAGUUUUGGCCACCAUGUUCUAUGAGCCAUCCACCAGAACUUCAUCUUCAUUCGACGCUGCCAUGCAAAGAUUGGGUGGUAGAGUUAUCUCCAUCGAUUCUCACUCCUCUUCAGUUAAGAAGGGUGAGACCUUGCAAGAUACCGUUAGAUCUAUGGCUUGUUACUCAGAUGCUAUUGUCUUGAGACAUCCAUCUGAGGAAUCCGCUGACAUUGCUGCUAAGUACUCUCCAAUCCCAAUUAUUAACGGUGGUAACGGCAGCAAGGAACACCCAACCCAGGCCUUAUUGGACUUGUUCACCAUUAGAGAAGAAUUGGGUACUGUGAACGGUAUUACUGUUACCUUCAUGGGUGACUUGAAGUACGGCAGACCAGUCCACUCCUUGUGCAAGUUGUUACGUCAUUACCAGGUCAGAAUCCAAUUGGUUUCUCCAAAGGAAUUGCAAUUGCCUGAAGAAAUCAAGGAGGAAUUGAAGGCCAACGGUAUGUUGGUGGCCGAAAGCGAAGUAUUGACCGAAGACUUGAUUGCCAGAUCCGACGUCUUGUACUGUACCAGAGUCCAAGAAGAAAGAUUUGAGGACAAGGCUCAAUACCAGAGAUUGAAGGACACCUACAUCGUCGACAACAAGAUCUUGCACCACGCUAAGCAACACAUGUGUGUCAUGCACCCAUUGCCAAGAGUCAACGAAAUCCGUGAAGAAGUUGAUUUCGACCAAAGAGCCGCUUAUUUCAGACAAAUGAGAUACGGUUUGUUUGUUAGAAUGGCCUUGUUGGCCAUGGUUAUUGGUGUUGACUUCUAG